This is a messenger RNA of Pistacia vera, 943 nucleotides long. Its product is annotated as dihydroorotase, mitochondrial-like. NCBI's taxonomy places the organism in Eukaryota, Viridiplantae, Streptophyta, Magnoliopsida, Sapindales, Anacardiaceae. Bases 1 to 798 code for a protein of 265 amino acids. Gene Ontology annotation, cellular component: cytoplasm; chloroplast. Gene Ontology annotation, molecular function: dihydroorotase activity. The record is from RefSeq and is a predicted model, not a curated record. Gene Ontology annotation, biological process: 'de novo' pyrimidine nucleobase biosynthetic process; pyrimidine nucleotide biosynthetic process. The transcript is spliced from 5 exons.
AUGUUGUGGAUCACUUCAACAGGGAGAAGUGGGGUUGUAUUUGCUGUGAAGUUGUAUCCUGCUGGUGCUACAACUAAUUCUCAAGAUGGUGUUACGGAUCUAUUUGGGAAAUGUCUACCUGUCCUUGAGGAGAUGGCUGAGCAGAAUAUGCCAUUGUUGGUUCAUGGAGAGGUUACAGAUCCUAAUGUAGACGUAUUUGAUCGUGAGAAGGUCUUCAUUGACACUAUUUUACAACCUCUGAUCAAAAGGCUUCCACAGCUAAAGGUUGUGAUGGAGCACAUAACUACUAUGGAUGCUGUUAAGUUUGUUGAAUCUUGCAAAGAGGGUUCUGUAGCAGCCACUGUUACUCCUCAGCAUCUUCUUCUCAAUAGAAAUGCUAUCUUUCAAGGAGGACUGCAGCCACACAAUUACUGCCUUCCAGUACUCAAAAGAGAGAUACAUAGACAAGCUAUCGUUUCAGCUGUGACCAGUGGAAGUAAAAGAUUUUUCCUUGGAACUGAUAGUGCGCCUCACGAGAGGAGGAAAAAAGAAUGUCCUUGUGGAUGUGCUGGUAUUUACAAUGCCCCUGUUGCAUUGUCACUGUAUGCCAAGGUUUUUGAAGAGAUGGGUGCACUUGACAAGCUAGAGGCAUUUACAAGUUUCAAUGGACCAGACUUCUAUGGGCUUCCAAGAAACACAACAAAGAUUAAAUUGAGCAAAACUUCGUGGAAGGUACCUGAGGCUUUCUCAUUUUCAUUUGGAGAUGUCGUUCCAAUGUUUGCAGGCAAUACACUUGAAUGGCAGCCAUCCUUCAUUUGAUAUACUGCAAUAAUAUAUAAAGAUUUCUAUGGUCUUUUGUUUGUUCUGCAACACAGAAUAGUUGUAUUAUGAAAUCCUUGAAUUAUAUCGGAUGUUUCUACUCGAAGCAAUUGUAUUUUUUAUGCACUAUAUAUUUUAGUGUAUG